AGGAGAAAGGUGUUGAGGCCCAAAAGACCCAUGAGCAUUGCCUGUCUCUAUAUUUCAGUGCUUCUAAAAUCUAAACCCUAAUUACACAGAGCCGUGCGUGUGUUCUCUUUCUUUCUUCACUGAGCACAAAAUCACCGAUCUCGGAGUUUUCUCUGCUGUUGCCAUGGUGAGGGUUAGCGUGCUGAACGAUGCUCUGAAGAGUAUGUACAAUGCUGAGAAAAGGGGCAAGCGUCAGGUCAUGAUCAGACCAUCAUCCAAAGUCAUCAUCAAAUUUCUCUUGGUUAUGCAGAAGCAUGGUUACAUUGGGGAGUUUGAGUAUGUUGAUGACCACAGGGCUGGGAAAAUUGUGGUUGAAUUGAACGGUAGACUGAACAAGUGUGGGGUUAUUAGUCCCCGUUUUGAUGUUGGUGUCAAGGAGAUUGAAGGUUGGACUGCUAGGCUUCUCCCUUCAAGACAGUUUGGGUACAUUGUUCUCACCACCUCUGCUGGCAUCAUGGAUCACGAAGAGGCAAGGAGGAAGAAUGUUGGUGGCAAGGUCUUGGGCUUCUUCUACUAGGUAGUUUUGGAUUUGAGGAUGGUACUGAUUUCAAUUUUGAGAUUUACUGGUUGUAAUGGAGGAUGUGCUUAGUCCUCUUAGUAAUAUCAAGCAUAGCAGAAUCUUUUUUUUAAUGUGCUUCAUUUUGUUUGUAAAACCAAGUUGUUAAGUGUUAACUAUAAUUUAUCUGGUUUCUUUGUCA
This is a messenger RNA of Lotus japonicus, 737 nucleotides long. RefSeq names its product 40S ribosomal protein S15a-1-like. The transcript is spliced from 4 exons. NCBI's taxonomy places the organism in Eukaryota, Viridiplantae, Streptophyta, Magnoliopsida, Fabales, Fabaceae. Gene Ontology annotation, cellular component: ribosome; cytosolic small ribosomal subunit. The record is from RefSeq and is a predicted model, not a curated record. Gene Ontology annotation, molecular function: structural constituent of ribosome. Gene Ontology annotation, biological process: translation. Bases 164 to 556 code for a protein of 130 amino acids.